AUGGCAACUCUAAAGAUAAAAAUUGGAGAUAAAAUUCCCGACGAUGUAUACUUCGGUGUACUCGGCGAAGGCGAGGAUGAUCCUCGCAAGAUUACCGCUCGAGAUGCUUUUCUGGACAAGAAGGUAGUUCUAUUUGGAAUUCCCGGCGCCUUUACUUCUGUCUGCAGUUCACAGCAUUUACCACAAUAUGUUGAAAAUGCAGAAAAAUUGAAAUCCAAAGGUGUCGAUGUGAUUGCGUGUAUUGCUGUCAAUGAUCCCUACGUUAUGAGAGAGUGGGCACACGCUCACAAAGUUGGUAACAAAAUCCUUAUGCUAAGCGACGGUGAUAAGGCAUUUUAUUCUGCGCUGGGACUCCUCCAAGAAAUUCAGUUCGCGGGAGAACGCGGAUACAGAUUCUCGAUGUUCGUGGAUAAUGGUGUGGUCAAGGUACUUAAUAUUGAGGAGCCAGGUUCGUCGAGUUAUAAAAUCUCCGGACCGGAACACAUGUUGGAAGAUCUGGAGAAACUUUGUAAAAAGUGA
Acaulospora colombiana is the source of this 519-nucleotide messenger RNA. Lineage: Eukaryota; Fungi; Glomeromycota; Glomeromycetes; Diversisporales; Acaulosporaceae. The record is from the annotation of a GenBank genome assembly.